This is a messenger RNA of Ochotona curzoniae (black-lipped pika), 1542 nucleotides long. It is a transcript of the gene KCNG4, whose product is annotated as potassium voltage-gated channel modifier subfamily G member 4. NCBI's taxonomy places the organism in Eukaryota, Metazoa, Chordata, Mammalia, Lagomorpha, Ochotonidae. Gene Ontology annotation, biological process: potassium ion transmembrane transport; protein homooligomerization. The transcript is spliced from 2 exons. Gene Ontology annotation, molecular function: delayed rectifier potassium channel activity. Gene Ontology annotation, cellular component: voltage-gated potassium channel complex; membrane. The coding region runs from base 1 to 1542 and encodes 513 amino acids. The record is from RefSeq and is a predicted model, not a curated record.
AUGCCCCUGCUGACUGCACACAGGGACCUCCCUUGCCACCAACGCUCCUGCAGCCCGGUGAGCCAGCGCCUGUCCGGGCCCAUGGAGACGCCGCCGCCGUCGAAGGGCCUCUACUACCAAAGGGCGCGCCGCGUGGGCGCCCAGGCCGGCUCACCGGCGGCGGACCUCAACAGAGAGAUGCUGCUGAACGUGGGGGGCCGCAGGUACGUCCUGCCCUGGAGCACGGUGGACGCAUUUCCGCGGAGCCGCCUGGGCAAGCUCCGGCUGUGCCGCAGCUAUGCCGAGAUCACGCAACUCUGCGACGACUACGACCAGAGCAGCCAGGAGUUCUUCUUCGACCGCAGCCCCAGCGCCUUCGGGGCCAUCGCCAGCUUCCUGGCGGCCGGGAAGCUGGUGCUGCUGCGGGAGAUGUGCGCGCUGUCCUUCCGCGAGGAGCUCAGCUACUGGGGCAUCGACGAGGCCGGCCUGGAGCCCUGCUGCCUGCGCCAGCUGCUGCGGAGGCUGGAGGAGCGGGCCGAGCAGCGGCGGGAGGAGGCCCUGCACAGGGCUGAGGCCGCCCGCCCCGCCGCGCACGCCGCCGCCUCGCGCUGGGGUCGCCUCAUGGACCCGCUGCGCGAGAUGGUGGAGAACCCGCGCUCCGGGCUGCCGGGCAAGGUCUUCGCGUGCCUGUCCAUCCUCUUCGUGGCCACCACAGCCGUCAGCCUGUGUGUCAGCACCAUGCCCGACCUCAGGGCUGAGGAGGACAAGGGGGAAUGUUCUCCCAAAUGCUACUCCAUCUUCGUGGUGGAGACCGUCUGUGUGGCCUGGUUCUCCCUGGAGUUCUGCCUGCGCUUCGUCCAGGCCCGGGACAAGUGCCAGUUCUUCCAGGGACCCCUGAACAUCAUCGACAUGCUGGCCAUCUCCCCCUACUACGUGUCGCUGGCCGUGUCGGAGGAGCCGGGGGAGGGCAGUGGCGAGCGGCCCAGCAGCGGCUCCUACCUUGAGAAGGUGGGGCUCGUGCUGCGCGUGCUGCGGGCACUGCGCAUCCUCUACGUGAUGCGCCUGGCGCGCCACUCGCUGGGGCUGCAGACGCUGGGCCUCACGGUGCGCCGCUGCGCACGCGAAUUUGGCCUGCUUCUCCUCUUCCUGGGUGUGGCCGUCACCCUCUUCGCGCCGCUUGUCUACGUGGCCGAGAACGAGUCUGGCCGUGUGCUGGAGUUCACCAGCAUCCCCGCCUCCUAUUGGUGGGCCAUCAUCUCCAUGACCACGGUGGGCUACGGGGACAUGGUGCCGCGCAGCGUGCCGGGCCAGGUGGUCGCGUUGAGCAGCAUCCUCAGCGGGAUCCUCAUCAUGGCCUUCCCGGCCACGUCCAUCUUCCACACCUUCUCCCACUCCUACCUGGAGCUCAAGCAGGAGCAGGAGCGGCGCCAGGCCCGCCUCCGCCGCCUACACAGCGCCAGUGCAGCCAGCGAGCGCCAGCUGCUGCAGGACACGGACGACCACAUCCCCGAGGGCCCAGCCUCGCCCGGCGCCUACAUGUGCGAGCACCCUGCGCUAGAAUAA